AUGCCAAAAAAUCGUGAUACUUCUAUUUAUGCGAUGUUUAUGAAUAGGAGAUCUUCGCCAACAUUUGGGGAUUCUCAAGCAACACAAAAUAAUCAAAGACCGAAACCUCCAACAAGGUUUUCGUAUCAUAAAAUACAGCAGCCAGCCGGGGCCACCGCAUCAGGUACCCAAGCUGGCAGUUCUCAGAAAGUCCGAUUGAAUGCUAGAGGUACUUUUACGACCCACCCCCUUAUGGAAAGUUUGCGUGAAAAUGCAGCAUUGGAUGGCUAUUCAAGAUCACCAACACCAAAGGAUGAUAGGAUGGAUUACUUUAGUAAUGUUGACCAGGAGAAUACCAGUGGGCUUAAAUCAACAUUUCAGUGUAGUAAGGAAUUGUCAAGUUUGGAUAAGAUAAAUUCCCCUCAGAACAGAAAUAUUGUGGUUGCUGGAAAGAACCAUUUGGGUCUUUAUAAGUUUGAUGAUGACUUCAAAAUUACUCACAUACAUGAUUAUAUCUCCGUUGGAAAUAAAGGCGCAAACUCAAAGUUUUCAAGCAGCAUAGGAAGGUAUGUGAAGAAAUUAAGUACUAUAUCUGAUGUGAAGGCGGGCUUUUACGGAUACAAGAACUAUGUUGCGGUCUGCGGGACAUCUACUUCAAUUUCGAUUUAUGACAUUAAUCGACAAACAGACCUUGAUCAUCCAUUGAUCUCAACAUUGUCGGAGCACUCCAGGUCUAUAAAUAGCGUGGAUUUUAAUAUGGCGCAAACAAGUUUACUUCUGAGUGGAGGACAAGAUGGUUGUAUUAAACUUUGGGAUUUGAGGUCGAAUGCAUCGAAGACAAAUAGAAGCGAUUUGAGUAUCAGUUUGGCAUCCGAAGCGGUUAGAGAUGUGAAAUGGAUGCCAUCCUACGACUUCGCGUCUUUUGAGCCGGGAGCCUCGGUGAACUCCUUCAAUAAAUCAUAUAAAUUUGCUUCUGUGCAUGAUUCUGGGUUAUUAUUAACCUACGAUUUACGACAGCUAAGUCAGGCUGAAAAGAAAAUUAAUGCCCAUUCUGGACCAGCAUUGUGUUUGAAUUGGCACCCCCACUUAGAUUACAUUAUAAGUGGUGGGCGUGAUGGCAAUUGUUCGCUAUGGUACGUAGGCGAAAAGAUGGGAAGUACAGCUUACGGAGCGCAUAGUUAUAGCACUGCUAGUUAUUCUGUAAACACAGCGCCAACUUCCUCAGGAUACCUAGAAAUGACCAUUGGGACUGCAUAUCCAAUUACAAAGCUGAAAUUUCGUCCAGAAUAUGUUAAUAACUUUUCAAAAUCAAUGAUUGCAAUGUCUUCAAUGGGUGAGGAUUCAGAUGUGACUAUAUAUUCCCUAGCAAGGAAGUAUAUUCCAAAACAUAUAUUAACAACAUUUGCUCCUUCUUUAGGAUUUGUUUGGUGGGAUAAGGACAUCAUAUUCAAUAUUGAUAAACAAAAUAUAAUCACUGCAAGGGAUAUACGGAAUGAGCCCACAGUCUUGGAUAACCUGCCCAAAAGUAUAGUGAAAUGGCGGGACAUUGAUGGGAAUGGUCUUUUGCUUGUUGACCAAGAUAGAGGCGGGUACGUUUCAGAGAUGGUUACGACUCCAGAUAGUACUGAAAAACAACUGUUUCAUAACAAAGCUAGUGCUGCCACCCUCAAUAGUAUAUUCAACACAAGUCACAAAGACAGUUCUGCUUUAAGUAACCUACUAGCAUCCCAAUCGCAUUACCAGAACCAACAGCAAUCAUCUCUGCAAUCUUGUUACCAAAUGAGCUCACCAAACGGUAUUUCAGAUCCCGCAACUCAAAUGCAAGCCCCAUCGCCUUCCGUAUUACAACCGCAUCAUGUUCAGCCAGUACAAUUGUAUCAGUAUCCAGCACCUCUGUUGUCACCACCACUACCCUCAUCCUCCCCACCAGGAAAUUAUACGCAGCAACUUGGUGAACAUCAUAUAGCACCUUCAUCUGACCGUCCUACCUUAGGAAAAACAGUUUCUUCAUACAGCGGUAAAAUCCCAGGAUCUUUUCAGAGUCACACAGGAGCGCAAUCAAAUUCACAUCAUAAUUCAGUUAUUUCGUGUUCUCCGUUAAUAUUAGAUGGGGCUAUUGAAUAUUGUGCUAUCGAGUCACCAACUAUGUUCUUUCUAGAUCUUCCCGAAAUUCUAAACAGUAUCCGUGUGUCUAGGUUUAGUAAGUUGAGAAAUGAGCAAGGGAACCCGGAAUUGGCAAAUCUGAAAAACUCCUCAGUGGAACUGUUCAAAUAUCUAGCCAAAGAAUUGAAGUUUUCAUAUAGCCAAGAGAAGAACGAAGUAAAGCCAACUACUUACGAUGCCUCACCGUCAUUAACUGAAACUGAUCCUAAAAUUCAGCUAAUGGAGAAGCUUGGCCUUUCGGAGCAUAAUACUUGGACUACAUUAAUUCGUACGAACACUUCUCAUGACACAGAGCCAAGCGUAUAUGCCGAGGGCGGCUCAGCUCCGACCAAGGCAGAUCUGUCAAAUAAGAGUAUCGACAAUAAAUCUAUAUCUGACGUAACUGACAGUCCCUUGAGGUCUUUGAAAUCCGUAGAUGGCGAAAAUUCAAUUAUGCAAAAGAGAGCUAACCAUCUGUUUGAGCUAAUAUCCAUAUGCAGUCAUAAUGCGGAGACAUAUGCGUAUAUUGACGAUAUUUUAAAUUUUAAGAUUUGGCUAUUAAUUAGAGACAGUCUACUAUGGGAUUUCAGACAGUUAACAAAUGAAACCACGGAGACCAAGUUUGAUACACAAGAGCAGUUAUUCUCUACUAAAAUUGAAGGUACUACUAGAGCUAAUAAAAGGCAACCAACAAAUAUGCACCAUAGCAGCGUUGAUGCCAGUGAUCUAAGCCUUUCAGUAGGCGAUAUGGGGUUGUCAAAUGAAGAUUUAUUUUCUCCUAAAGCUUAUACUGCUGAACAUCAAUUUAAACCCUUACUUGAAAGGGCAGCUAGCUCUUCAAAAGUUACUCCGGAGCUGACUUUGGUGAAGAAUGCUGCAAACAAUGAUAAUUCCAGUGACGAAGCGAUAGUAGGUGAUGAUGAAGAAGAAGGCGAUGACGAAGAAGAAGGAGGAGCUGAAAUUGCGCGCUUACCGCGCCGUUCAUAUAGCCGUAACCAUGCUUCAAGAAUGUCAUUUCUUUCUAACACUAAAAUCCGUCCUUAUGAAAUGCAGAAGGCGUUCAGUUUUGAGAAGGCUAUGACACCAGUGUCUUUGGAGAGCGGUCUGACAAAGCGUUUUUCCCUCAGUGCAGAAUCGCUACCGAAUGCCCUAAAGAGGCCUUACUCUUCUCCUACUAUGCAUCCGAAAUCGAAGGUUACUCCAGCAGAUGAUAUUAAGGUAAAGAACUCCAAGGAAAAUGGAAAAGAAACUGCAAAUGGACCAGCUUUAGCGGACCCUAUAUCCCUGAAUAUCACUAAAGAAGAGAUACCACCAUGGCAUACAAACCGGUUGCUUAAGCAAAUAUUUGAGCAGGCUGUUGAAACUGGAAAUAUCUUUUUGACGGUUAACAUUAUUCUUCUAUUCCAAACAACUUUUAAAGUAACGUCCACUAAGAUUGUAAAAAACACGUUAGCGCAGUUUAUUACAGUAUUACAUCGUUACGAACUCUUCGAAAUAUCUGCAGAUCUGCUAAAGUACUGCUCAUGGGAUGACAUAUUAGGAGCUGGUUCGGGGCAAUCUACAAUUAGACUAUUUUGUGACAAAUGUGGUAAAAUCAUAAUUAAUGAACACAGUAAAUCAAAAUUCACCAAUGAUCAUGAAUUGGAUGACGCUAGAAUAACAGGGAAAUUUGGAUACUGGUACUGUGAUUCAUGUAAGAAGCCUAACACCCUGUGUGUGUUUUGCGAAACACCAAUGAAAAAGCUAGCAAUGGCCGUCCUCAAAUGCGGCCAUGAGGGCCAUUUCCAUUGUUUCAAGCGUUGGUUUCUUGAUGAAGACAUGAAUGUGUGUCCAUCAGGUUGUACUGGUAUAUUAUUUUAA
Messenger RNA from Eremothecium sinecaudum, 3981 nucleotides. RefSeq names its product Rtc1p (gene RTC1). The transcript has a single exon. Gene Ontology annotation, biological process: positive regulation of TOR signaling. NCBI's taxonomy places the organism in Eukaryota, Fungi, Ascomycota, Saccharomycetes, Saccharomycetales, Saccharomycetaceae. Bases 1 to 3981 code for a protein of 1326 amino acids. Gene Ontology annotation, molecular function: protein binding. The record is from RefSeq and is a predicted model, not a curated record.